CCGCCCCGCGAGCAUGGACGCCCCGGAGCGGCAGCCGGACCCCGACGGCGGGGGCGCCCCAGGUCACGAGCCCGGGGGCAGCCCCCAAGACGAGUUCGACUUCUCCAUCCUCUUCGACUAUGAGUAUUUGAACCCCAUCGAAGAAGAACCGAAUGCACAUAAGGUCGCCAGCCCACCCUCCGGACUCGCAUACCCCGAUGAUGUCCUGGACUAUGGCCUCAAGCCAUACAGCCCCCUCCCCAGUCUCCCUGGCGAACCCCCCGGCCGAUUCGGAGAGCCGGAUAGGGUAGGGCCGCAGAACUUUCUGAGCGCGGCCAAGCCAGCGGGGCCCUCGGGCCUGAGCCCUCGGAUCGAGAUCACUCCAUCUCACGAACUGAUGCAGGCAGGGGGCCCCCUCCGCGGGAGAGACACUGGCCUGCUGGGGGAGCAGCCGGCCCUGGCCGGCGUGGCCGGCAGCCCGCGGUUCACCCUGCCCGUGCCCGGCUUCGAGGGCUACCGCGAGCCGCUUUGCUUGAGCCCCGCUAGCAGCGGCUCCUCUGCCAGCUUCAUUUCCGACACCUUCUCCCCCUACACCUCGCCCUGCGUCUCGCCCAAUAACGGCGGGCCCGACGACCUGUGUCCCCAGUUUCAAAACAUCCCUGCUCAUUAUUCCCCCAGAACCUCGCCAAUAAUGUCACCUCGAACCAGCCUCGCUGAGGACAGCUGCCUGGGCCGCCACUCGCCCGUGCCCCGUCCGGCCUCCCGCUCCUCGUCGCCUGGUGCCAAGCGGAGGCACUCGUGUGCCGGGGCCUUGGCCGCCCCGCUGCCCGGAGCCUCGCCCCAGCGCUCCCGGAGCCCCUCGCCGCAGCCCCGGGACGACGGCGCCCCGGCCGGCUACCCCCCCGCGGCCGGCUCUGCCGUCCUCAUGGACGCCCUGAACAGCCUCGCCGCCGACUCGCCCUGCGGCAUCCCCCCCAAGAUGUGGAAGACGAGCCCCGACCCGUCGCCCGUGUCUGCCGCCCCGCCCAAGGCCGGCCUGCCCCGCCACAUCUACCCGGCCGUGGAGUUCCUGGGGCCCUGCGAGCAGGAGGAGGGCAGGAGCUCGGCCCCCGAGUCCAUCCUGCUCGUGCCGCCCACCUGGCCCAAGCAGCUGGUGCCAGCUAUUCCCAUCUGCAGCAUCCCAGUGACCGCAUCCCUCCCUCCGCUUGAGUGGCCACUCUCCCACCAGUCAGGCUCCUAUGAGCUGCGGAUUGAGGUGCAGCCCAAGCCACAUCACCGGGCCCACUAUGAGACAGAAGGCAGCCGAGGAGCUGUCAAAGCUCCAACUGGUGGCCAUCCUGUCGUUCAGCUCCAUGGCUACAUGGAAAACAAGCCCCUGGGUCUUCAGAUCUUCAUUGGGACAGCUGAUGAGCGGAUCCUUAAGCCCCAUGCCUUCUACCAGGUGCACCGGAUCACAGGAAAAACCGUCACUACCACCAGCUAUGAGAAGAUUGUGGGCAACACCAAAGUCCUGGAGAUCCCUCUGGAGCCAAAAAACAACAUGAGGGCGACCAUUGAUUGUGCGGGGAUCCUGAAGCUUAGGAACGCUGAUAUCGAGCUGCGGAAGGGUGAGACGGACAUUGGCAGGAAGAACACGCGGGUGCGGCUGGUCUUCCGAGUGCACAUCCCAGAGUCCAGUGGGAGGAUCGUCUCCCUGCAGACAGCAUCUAACCCCAUCGAGUGCUCCCAGCGAUCCGCCCACGAGCUGCCCAUGGUGGAGAGACAAGACAUUGACAGCUGCCUGGUUUAUGGGGGCCAGCAGAUGAUCCUCACCGGACAGAACUUCACCGCCGAGUCCAAAGUCGUGUUUACUGAGAAGACCACAGAUGGGCAACAAAUUUGGGAGAUGGAAGCCACGGUGGAUAAAGACAAGAGCCAGCCAAACAUGCUUUUUGUUGAGAUCCCCGAAUAUCGAAACAAGCACAUCCGUGCAUCGGUGAAGGUGAACUUCUAUGUCAUCAAUGGGAAAAGAAAACGAAGUCAACCUCAGCACUUUACCUACCACCCAGUCCCAGCCAUCAAGACGGAGCCCACCGACGAAUACGACCCCACCUUGAUCUGCAGCCCUGCCCACGGGGGCCUGGGGAGCCAGCCUUACUACCCACAGCACCCGAUGGUGGCGGAGUCCCCCUCCUGCCUCGUGGCCACCAUGGCGCCCUGCCAGCAGUUCCGCUCGGGGCUCUCGUCCCCCGAUGCCCGCUACCAGCAGCAGAACCCGGCGGCCGUCCUCUACCAGCGGAGCAAGAGCCUGAGCCCCAGCCUGCUGGGUUACCAGCAGCCGGCCCUCAUGGCCACCCCCCUGUCCCUGGCGGACGCCCACCGCUCGGUGCUGGUGCAUGCUGGCUCCCAGGGCCAGGGUUCCACCCUGCUGCACUCGUCUCCCGCCAACCAGCAGGCCUCGCCGGUGAUCCACUACUCGCCCACCAACCAGCCGCUGCGCUGCGGCGGCCACCAGGAGUUCCAGCACAUCAUGUACUGCGAGAAUUUCGCACCCGGCACCGCCAGGCCCGGCCCACCUCCCGUGAGUCAAGGUCAGAGGCUGAGCCCGGGGUCCUACCCCACGGUCAUCCAGCAGCAGAACGCCACCAGCCAAAGAGCCGCCAAAAACGGACCCCCGGUCAGUGACCAAAAGGAAGUAUUACCUGCAGGAGUGACAAUUAAACAGGAGCAGAACUUGGACCAGACCUACUUGGAUGACGAGCUGAUAGACACACACCUUAGCUGGAUACAAAACAUAUUAUGAAACAGAAUGACUGUGAUCUUUGAUCCGAGAAAUCAAAGUGAAAGUUAAUGAAAUUAUCAGGAAGGAGUUUUCAGGACCUCCCGCCAGAAAUCAGACGUAGAAGAUGCCAUUAGCAAGACACCUUCCGUAUCUGACCCCCUGGAGCCUUCCACUGCCCUCACCUCUGUUUCCUUUCCUGUUACAUCUCCCGGCCCGGAGGCCACCCGCGGGACACGGUUGUGGCAGAAAGCUGACUCGAUUCAGGAGCUCGCCACCUCUCGGUGUCCACACCAGAGAGAACACUCUGCCUUUUGAUUUGUGUCUUAAAUCCCAGAGAGCAUCUCGGUUGACUUUCAUGGUGUCCCGUCCAAACCUUAAGUGCCUGCUGACCAAAACCACAUUCUGAACAAGACAGCGCGCUGGAGCGGCCCUGAGGACGGCGAGAGCGGAGCUGGGGGCGCGGGCUGGGGUGGGGGAAUGGAAGACCUGGGCCCCGUGAUUAAACCCCAGCCCUGCCUUCAUUUUUCCAGGUCACAGAUACAGCUCCUGUACCUUUUGAAGGAAAGGAGUUUUCACACAGAGCCACCAAAGGAACGUGACCCGAGAGCCUGGCUUCCAGGCCGAAGCAAAACAGCAGCUGGACUGUCACCCUUAGGGACUGACUGCCUCUCCCAGGCCGCGGUCGGGCCAUGGCUCCAGCCUUAUUUUUUGGUUUUCUCCUGAAGCAAAAACGCUCUGGCCCCCCCACGACAUUACCUGUUCAAACUCAGCGUUAAGUUAUGACAUGUGUCCACGCUUUUAUGUUGGUCUCCGCUGCAAAAAGCUGGCCACGGGUGGCUGGAGGAGGAGCUCUCAGGGCCAGCUGCCCGUCACCCCUGCAGCCAGCCGUGGGGACUGGAAGCAGGGACCCCGGGCCCUGGAGCAAGCGCCCGUCUUCCGCAGCCCUGCAACCCAGUGGCUUUCUGCUAAGUCUCGCUUGCCUUCUUCCUAGCGGCCAGACUGCUUUUCCAUAAACUAGUGAAGGAGAAUCUCCAGCGUGUGCAUUGAAUGUUGAGAAGGAAUCGUAGAAGAGCUACAGCAAGCAAAAGAAAAAAAGAAAGAAAAAAUUAAACAGCACAGGUAUUUUUUUGUGAAGUGUGAAAUGAGGCAACUGGCCGGCCUAAGUGUUUCUCUGAGUGGGUUCCCCCACGACAAGGGCUGGAUUCCCUCUCUCUGGCCUAGACUUAAAGUGAGACAACAAGCUCAGGCUUUAGCCCCAAAGUUCAUUGGUUAUUUUUUUUUUUUUAACCUGCACCCUUUUAAAGCGCCCCCGCCCCAAGACCUGUCUGCAUUAGCUGCUGCUUCUGCAUCGAAGAGAAUCAGCCCACGUGCAUCCCUCACUUGGAAGGAGCUCUGCCCAGACUGGUCAUAUGGGGAUCUUCUCCCCACUUGUCUCCCCUGCAUACACCGAGUCCUCAAGAGUCUUCCUCCUUUGGUGCAGUUUUUGCAAACACACAAAACUCUCAAAAGUUGCCCGCAGGGGCGGUUCUCAUCACACAGAGGUGUUCCUGUUUGCAUUUAUUGUGGGCACCCUGGGACAAGCCAGGGAUUCCUUUUCCGCCAUUCGGUUUCUUCCCCAGUAAAUCAGCACAGAAUGUAAAUAUUCCUGGCUCUCUUCGGAAGGCUCCACUUAGGGAUUUCUCAGUCUGCAAAUCUGCCAGGUAGGAGCCCAGGAAGAGAAUCGUGGCCGUUAAGGGCUCGUUGUGGGUUUUCCAAGUCCUGGCUUUCUUGUCAAGGUGACAUAGAGGUUAAACCUUGCUCAUAGCUUGACCAGGAGCCUGAGGCUCGGUGACUACGGCCCAGUGGUGGGCCUGGUGCUCCAGAGAGAGGACCGGACACCCCCGGCUGUGACCUUUCAAUCAAGACCUAGCUUUUAUUUUCCCCCAACAGCUGGGGACCUCUCUUCAAGCACAAAGUUUGGCAAAAUCCUCUUCCAUACAAAAUGCCAGUAAGAACUUGUCAUUGCAGAGCUUGUGGGAUGUGAAAUUCUUCCUAAUAAAAAGACUCCUUAUACCAGCAGCUUUACCUAAAGCAUUCUCUCUCCAGCAAUAUUGACUUUCCUGGGGAAGAGUUUAAGUGUUUGGUGAGUGAUCUGGUCUCACUUGACCUGGCUAGGAACUUUUUUUUUUUUUUUUUUUUUUUGCACAUGAGGGAACUUGGCCUUUCCUUGGUUAUCUGAAUGUUCUACCCAAGUGCCUUCCUGCUAUUGUAGCAAACUUGCUCUGCUUCAUCGUACGUGGAUGGGCCGAACAAGGGCUAACGUGUUUUCCAUCAGUCUCCUGUCGGUGAACAGGGCCUCCCGCCUAGUUCAGACACUUGUACGGAUCCACCCACAUAUGUACGUGUGUGUGUCUAAUGUACACACAAGCUUUUUCUAAGACCUCCUAGCUGGAUAGUAGAGGAAGCACUUUCAUAAACAACUCUACCGAAUAACAAAGGAAAGAGAAACCAAAGCAUUAGUUUGAGACCUAAACAGGUAAGAGAAUGUGUAUCAGGAGCCGACAGCUAUCAAGAAAGUUGGGUCGGUAACAAUUGCCAGGAGGAAGUUUUGCCAAGAGGAAUUGCUCAUGAAAUAUUUUUCAGUCUGGGAAGAGGCAAUAAGAUCCUCUAAGAGAAGGAGAAAAUAAGGAUGUCUAAGUGGUAAAGAUGUGUGUGUUGCACGUGAUAGAAGGAUCUCAGGUCGAGGUUUGCACUUGCUACAUCCAAGGUAAUGUAAAUAUGUAGCACUGCCAACAGGAAUCUACCGUGUUGCUGAAUGUAGUAUAUUUCCAAAGUUUGCAAGUCUUCCUGUAUUGUACAAAAAUAUUGCUGCUUGAUAAUAUAUAAGAGCAAUCCAAAUUAGUAGGUUAUUAAAUUUUAUUUUCUUAUCUGUAUUUUUAUGCUUUUUAUCUGUCCUGAAAAUAUCACACAACACCCCCUGUUGGAAUCAGAAAAUAUUUAUAAAUGGUUGAAAUCUUUUUCAAGUGUUACUUUUUACAUACAUUGAUGAUUUCUUUCCCCUAAGGGAAAUGAUGUAUUCUUGAAAUUUUGUAAUUCAUUCUAGCAAAAAAAAAAAGAAAAAAAAAAAAAAGAAAAACAACAAAAAACAAAAAGCAAAAACAAACCAAAGCAAAACACAAAAACCCACCUCCGAGUCUGUCGAGUCACCUGAGUCGUAGAAGAAAGUGUCUCUGGAGUAAGGGAUGGCUUUGUAGAAGAAGGAACCUUCUAAUUGUUGCUUGAGAGGACACGGACUUCAGCUCUGAGCCUUCCUCUGGUCACGGAGGAGAAUUGUGAAGUGUUGAGAUUCCCCCAAAGCAGUAGUCCAGGAGGUGAUUUUGAUUUAAAAACAAAACUGCCUGUGUUGUGAUGGGAUUCUGGAAAAUGUUCACAGAACCCUAAGGGCAGGCUCAUGUUUACAGAGCUGACCAAAUCCUGGUAGGUAACCCCCAUACGCAUUAUCUAAAGGACCUGCAGAGUUUUCCAGCAUAGACACACCCUAGAUGAAUCAGAUUGAUUCCUUCUAGAAACUGGGAAGCACUGAUGUGGCCUUUCUUGUUUACAUCCAGUAGCCAAGACGUCGGUCUCAGGAAGCCAGCCUUGGCCAGUGUGGGAGCUGUCACAUUUAGAUUGGAAGCUGAUGUGUUCUACUUGUCACUCUGAACUAAAGGGAGGGCUGAAUGUGUUUAUUUUCAUGUCAAACACUUUCCAAGUGCUUUCUAUUGUCCAGAAUUGAAAGACUGUCAGAGGUCCGGCUAACAGUUUUUGUUCAUGUUUACAAGAGGCAUGGGGGUUGUGACACUCUUGAUAAGCUGGGCUACACUUUCCUGCACUCAUUUUUUUUGGAGGGAUAACCCUUUAGCAGGUACCACCCAACACAUCCUAACCUCCCAUCUCCCAAGCCUGGAGCUUGGGCAAUAAAUCUCAUGGAGCCAAAGCAGCCAAUGCAAGUGUUUUCCUGCAUUCCAGCUACAGAAGGAUCACACAGAACCGGGACUGCAAACAUCAAUUACCCUCAGCUUUCAGGAGUACCUGGAGUUACAACCACCAUCACCAUCUUAACUCAGUUUGUUUAAAAACAAACGUUUCUGUGAUUGGUAAACUAGAGAUGGUCCCUAAAGCAAGCCCCUCUGAAAAGGAGAUGGGGUGCUGGGUGCUGGAAAAAAAUCAUUUAACACUGCCUUGAUGCGGCUGUUAGCAGACCAAACGCCUGCCUGGUUCAGGGUUUGGAUGCAAAGGCCACUGUUUCCAGCAGAGCAGGUGCCUUCAGCAUUGCGAUUGGCUCGAGCAGACAGAGGCUUUGGUUAGAACAAGCUUAGCAUCCUGAGCAUCUUGUUAAAGAACCUUCCUUACUCCCAUUGCCUCUACAGCCCUUAGAGGGGAGAAAUGUUGACAACGCCCUAAUUAGUUCUCUAACAAAUACAAAGAAUGCUCUCCAACGGGGUGGUGCUAGAAGGCUUAGGAUUUUCGAAAUCUUGACUGUUAAAGAAGUUUGAAUACAUCACAUUCCUAUGCAAAAUGUUUUUAAUCUCCAGUUUAAUGUAGUUUAUUUUUGCUAUAUGUAAAGUAUUUUUAUACGGCUUGUAUCAUGAUAGUUUAGCAAUAAAACAGUUGAAAGCAA
Messenger RNA from Canis lupus familiaris (dog), 7379 nucleotides. RefSeq names its product nuclear factor of activated T cells 2 (gene NFATC2). The transcript has 11 exons. The coding region runs from base 14 to 2761 and encodes 915 amino acids. The record is from RefSeq and is a predicted model, not a curated record. Gene Ontology annotation, cellular component: transcription regulator complex. Gene Ontology annotation, molecular function: RNA polymerase II cis-regulatory region sequence-specific DNA binding; transcription factor binding; DNA-binding transcription factor activity, RNA polymerase II-specific. NCBI's taxonomy places the organism in Eukaryota, Metazoa, Chordata, Mammalia, Carnivora, Canidae. Gene Ontology annotation, biological process: cytokine production; calcineurin-NFAT signaling cascade; regulation of transcription by RNA polymerase II.